Molecule: messenger RNA, 1131 nt
Organism: Punica granatum (pomegranate)
Lineage: Eukaryota; Viridiplantae; Streptophyta; Magnoliopsida; Myrtales; Lythraceae
Source: RefSeq, a predicted model, not a curated record
UAAUUUAUAAGCUUAGUAUUGUGGCCACUGAAUGUUUGAAUUAAGCCAAUGCAUACUACUAACCUGCUGGGCUAAGGGAUUUGGGUUGAUUUUGGGCUUUAGCAUUCACGUGCCAUAGCCCAGCCCGUAAAAUUGUUUUAUCACCUCCUUGUCUGUUCAUCUUUUUCCUAUGGCACUGUCAGAGCUGCAUGCACUCUCUGCUCUGCUUCUUGCCCAGUUUUUCACUGCAGUUGACGCUGGCUAGCGUUUUCUUCUUCUUUUUUUUUUUUUUUUUGUUCUUGUCCAUCUCUCUUUGGCGAAGUUUAGCAUGCGAAGUGCUUCGCAUGAGGUCUCCUUAGCUUGCAGGAGACAUUCUCGCGAGCAUGCAUUGUCCGUAUCGUUCUCGAUCCUCCUGAUCUCUCCUUCUGGGGCCAGGCUUUCCGAUUUUCACUUCCUUGCAGACUCGGGGAAUGUAAACAGCGGUAUGUCUCUGUCUAUCCGAUCAAGUUUAGACCGUGAAGAUAGUUAUACUUGUUCUGUGUAUACUUCAGAUGAGUGUGAAGGAGCCUGUCCUACUCAUAAGUUGGCUUCAACCUCCCUGGAAAAACUGCAAAAGAGAACAGCAAUAAGCUUAUGUAGGAACUUGCUUUGCUAGAGAGAAGCUAAAAGACAACAAUUAAAUAGCACAAGAAGGGAAGUAGAAAGCCAGCUGCACAUGCAAGCCAUCUGUGAAAAGUCUAUGGAGAUGGUACAGAGAGUGAAUGAAUGGAGCACAACUUACUAAGAGGUAUUUUUCAAGGUGAGCAUCUAUCUUCAUGUUGAUGGUUUCUUUUUCAGUCUCAAUUCUCAAGCCACCAGCAGAAUGGCUACCUAUAUAAAGUAAAUUGGGUUGGCUCCUCUUUUCUUUUUUCUUUUUUUCCUUUUUUUUUCUUUUUAAAUUUAUCGUCUUGUAUACAGUGAUGCCUAUCCCCUUGCCACCAAAAGUAUAGGAUUUUGUCUUCUCAUGUAAGAAGAUAGGUUUGAAAUUUGCAAAAUUGAUAGAGUUUGUGAUAUUUGUAAUGUUUUUAUUGUAUUAUAUUGUCUUGAGGAAGGUAUUGAGAGUAGAAAAAUUGAUUCCUACUCUCCACCAGGAAGUCCAAAACUUUAUUUGUA